AUGCCAAUCACGGCGCACUCUACUGCGAACCGUUCCGGAGAGCAUUGUAGGGAAACGUCAAGGCGACCGAUUUCCCUACAGUUGAUUGACCCUGGCUGUCAUUCCGAUACUCAUCCGGUUGUGCUGCUAGGCGGCAUGUGCUUUGCCGGAUUGUUGAUUGCCUGCACCAAAGUGAUUUAUCGAAGAGGUGAGUUGCAUCCGGAGUUGAAUUUAGGUGCCACUUGA
Molecule: messenger RNA, 225 nt
Organism: Soboliphyme baturini
Lineage: Eukaryota; Metazoa; Nematoda; Enoplea; Dioctophymatida; Soboliphymatidae
Source: the annotation of a GenBank genome assembly